AUGAAAAGAAGUCUAGAUCAGGACCUGCUGGUGAAGAAACAGGCUUUGCCUGUUAAUGGUUAUAAUGGGUUUGUUGUGGAUGGACCAGAGGUAGCGGUGGCUCGGUCGCUGGAGGGUUUCUAUGAGAAAUACGUGGAAUCCAGGAAACCAGUCAAGAUCAUCGCUCCACAAUUGGUACCCAUUGACAUUGGCCAGUUUCGGUUGGAUAGAAUUGUUCAAGCAUUGCCAGAAGCUGAAAAUGGGCUUUUACAGGUGGAGAGAAAGCACGGGCUCGGGUUUGGCCUGGGCAAGAAACGUCAAGAGAUGAGGUUUGGGCAGAUCGUGGAGAAGUUGGCCAGCGGCGAUGAUUCGUAUUAUUUGACAACACAAUACGAGAAGCAUGAAUAUGCCGAGACAGCUGCUUCAGCAGCUGACGAGGCAGCCAACGAAUCUGAGGCGUCCGACUCACCUGGGACGCCUGAAGAGGGGGAGAUCUUCGAUCACCACGACGAUCUAGAGAUCCACAGUGGGGGUGACAAAUCCGAAGACGAAGACAACGAAGGUGGUGGCUUUGGCGACGCUGUUCCAUAUGACGGUUCGGAAAGUGACGAUUCCAUUGAUCUAGAUAACCUUCGAGACGACUUUGACGAGCUAGAUCUGGGUCUGGAGAAGGCCCAAGACGAAGACGAAGAGUAUGUCGUUCCAGAACAUAAACUCACCCAGGACGAAGUGGAUGCUCGUAUUUCGACGCUUCUCCAGGCUCCACUCACUGAGCUUUACAAGAAGAAAGAGUUUCCUUUGGUUCCAGAGAUAUUCGGGCCGUUGAUUCCUCAACAGAUCAAUUUAUGGAUGGGCGCCAGCAGAAGCUCUCCAAAGACGGCUCCAGACUUCACCAGCCCUUCUAAGGAGUUGCUUGGACGGUACGUGCCCAAAGGAAACUCUUCUGGUCUUCAUCACGACCAUGCUGAUAACUUAUAUGUUUUAGUCCAAGGAAAGAAGCGGUUUACGUUGUAUUCGCCCCAGGACGCCGAAAAGCUACGUACGGUGGGCGAAAUCAAACGGAUUUUCCCCAAUGGCCUUAUAGACUAUAAGGUUAACGAAAGAGCCAGGUUCUGGAGACCCAUGAGAGCAGAUGGAGCGAUGAUCAGUGAAUGGGCAUGGUGGAUGCUUGAAAAGGGCGAUUUUUCAACCUACCUGAAGGAACAACUUGAAGGGAUGGUUGACGAUGAAGAACCAGCUGUUGAAGGAGAGUCUGAUUUGGAUCCACCCAGUUUCUCUACCGUUCCGCCAGUUCUAGCUCAUUUGGACGAAGUGCCCGAGGAGUCUCGUCAAUCCUUGGAAGAGUAUGCCAAUGCUAACUUCCCAGGGUUCCUUGAUCUUAAGAAACUCGAGGUUUGGUUAGAACCUGGCGAAAUGCUUUACCUUCCUACUGGCUGGUUCCAUGAAGUGACGAGUUUGGCUGAGGACGGUGCCGAAAGCGGUGCCCACGUGGCCCUCAACUGGUGGUUUGUGCCGCCUACGGGGCCUAGGGAGAAUCCGUACCCAGAUGGGUAUUGGAAGGAGGAUUUCCAAAAGACGUUGGCAGGUAUAAGGUACCAGAGGGAGCAGGCCGUGUAA
Candidozyma haemuli is the source of this 1596-nucleotide messenger RNA. RefSeq lists its product as uncharacterized. The record is from RefSeq and is a predicted model, not a curated record. The coding region runs from base 1 to 1596 and encodes 531 amino acids. The transcript has a single exon. Gene Ontology annotation, molecular function: 2-oxoglutarate-dependent dioxygenase activity. NCBI's taxonomy places the organism in Eukaryota, Fungi, Ascomycota, Pichiomycetes, Serinales, Metschnikowiaceae.